GACACUGAUCGUAGGAGAAGGAUCAGAUACGAAGAAAAGCAAAGAAAAGCGAAUAACUGGAUGGUUCUCAAAUGACAACAUUCAAAAGAAGAGAAUACGAGAACAAAACUUGAAUCUAAAUGAUUCAAGACUGACAGUUGUAAUAAUUCGUAAAACUUGAAGCAAAUUCUUGGGAAUAAUAGCUGAAUAGUACUGUUUGAUGUAAAAUUGGUUAAAUACAAAUACUGGUUCAUGUGCACUCACUUUAUCCACUACAAAAAUCUGGAAAAAAAUUGUGCUGUGAAAUGAGCUUAAGGAAAGAUAUAGAAAAACUAACAAAAUUAUCUAAAGCGGAUAAUAUUGAAGCUAAAUUUCUUCCCUUAAAUGGAUUAGGACGAGCGGAACAAGAUCUUCAGAUGAAUAAUCGUCCUGUGCGCCUUCGGAAUGGCAUUAAUCGAUCUCAUUUCGAAGAAACUUUGGAACCGAUGAAAUUUGAAGACGUAGAUUAUAAUGAACACUAUUCCGAUGAAAUCAGAAAGAGCUUACGCACAGUUUUAGGCGGUGAACAUUCAAAUGAAGAUCUGGAAGAGCAUAUGAGAAAAAGACAAAUCGAGGCGGCGAAGCGUCUCAAGAGACCACCACUGACACAUUCUCAAUCGAGCGCCGAAAGCACCAGUAGUUCCUCGACUGUUUCAACGGCAUCAUCGUCAUCAGCUAGUGCAUCUGUUUCAUACAAAACGCUAGAAAAUGAACCAGAAGAAAAAAUUUUUGUUGCAAAGGAUAUUUUCCCAGAUAACUUACAAAAUAACAGAUUAAAAAGAAACGUGCUAUUUAAAUCACUUCUAAGUAAAAAUAUAAUAUCAAUGGCAGAUCUAGAGAUCAAUGACAGAGUUAAUAAUGGCUGUGAAGAAUAUGCAAUUUCUAAAGAAAACUCAGAGACAGAUUAUCGUCCGGGAGUGGAUCUCGUUCAACAUCCAGAUGAUCCAGAUUUAUUUACCCAUCCCCUAGAAGCAUACGGAAAGUUGCAGUACACUCAAGAUUUCAUAUUAGAUCGAAUCGGAACAAAGAAAACAAUGACACCAAGACAGUAUUAUAUGAACGUAAGUGACAGUGAUUUCGAGUUCGUCAAGAAGAGUAAAUAACAGAUAAAAAAAAAUAUUGAGCAUCAAAAUACUCGGGUUCAUUAGAAGUUUCGCCUCUUAAUCUUUCCAAUGUUGUCGACUUCAGCAAAUACGGUUGCACUAUAUAAGUGGUGUACAAAACGUCAUAUUAUAGCCAUGAUAACCCUUUGUCGCAUCGUGUUCUUCUUAUACAAAUCUGGCGCAGUAGCUCAAUCCACGCUACAUUGAGAAUGUGCAACAUCGUAUGCAAUAGUUACCUUGUAGUAAUAACAUAAAAUAAGUAAUUUCAAAUUUGAAGAACUCAAGUGUGAAUAAUUUUAAACUAAAUCAGUCAGAAGUAAAGAACAACUGGAAUGAAUUAACUUUAUUCUCUUUGUUUAGCCCAUGUAAUUUAUAUUGGAACAACGGCGUCUUCUAAUGAACAUAACCUUUCAACUUACAUGUACCGAGAUAGAAGCUAUUAUCCUUGACACGUCGAUAUGUACAUUGUUUAUUUUUUUUCAUAGAAAUAUGAUUAUAUUAUUAACCCAUUAACCACAGGUAUUCAAUUUGGUUAACAUCAUUGCAUUUUCUCUCUAAAUCUUAAUUAGAGUGUGUGUAUGUGUGUGUGUGUGUGUGUUGAUAAUAUGUCUGCAAUACUAGCUACUAAUGUUUGAAGUAAUAGAUACUUACUUGAUUCGAACUUUGCAACCAUUUCCAGAUUUUGAUUUCUGUGAAAUGAAAUCUGCAUUUUAUCUGUUUUAAAAUGUAAUCUUAAAUAAAAUACACUAAAUCCUAAAUUAUUCUAAUUUUUGAUUCAAUCCUGGAUUAAAUUCUUACAACGGUUAACAACUACAUGCACUACUUCAUUGGUAUUCAUUAAAUGUAAUUUGUAUACUUUAGGAUUUAGUAUUUAAAUUAAUGACGCGUUGUAAGUAAAUAAUGUAAAAUAUAAGACCAUUUAGAAAAUCUA
Molecule: messenger RNA, 2052 nt
Organism: Belonocnema kinseyi
Lineage: Eukaryota; Metazoa; Arthropoda; Insecta; Hymenoptera; Cynipidae
Exons: 6
Coding region: 285-1121 (278 amino acids)
Source: RefSeq, a predicted model, not a curated record